Fulvia fulva is the source of this 303-nucleotide messenger RNA. RefSeq lists its product as uncharacterized. The transcript has 3 exons. The coding region runs from base 1 to 303 and encodes 100 amino acids. The record is from RefSeq and is a predicted model, not a curated record. NCBI's taxonomy places the organism in Eukaryota, Fungi, Ascomycota, Dothideomycetes, Mycosphaerellales, Mycosphaerellaceae.
AUGUCUUCUGAGAACGACACCUCCAACACCUCCGCCGACGCUGGCAAUUCUCACUUCACCGCCGCUGAGGUCAAGUUCGUCCUCGCCGCUCUCCAGCAUGCCGAGGGUGGAACUCUCAAGUUCGACUACGAUGCCGUGGCCGCUCAACUCGGCCUAAAGAACGGCAAGACAGCACGCGCCCGCUGGAAUACCAUCGCACGCACCAAGAUCAACAACGCCGCCUCAGCCGGUGGUGUUAGCAAGGCCGGCCCGUCCAAGAAGAAGGCUGCCCCGAAGAAGGCUGCUGGUGAGGAGCUUUACUAA